ACUGCUCGCCGUGUUUUUCAAUCAGUAUCACGUGAUAUACCCCACGUGAUAACGCCGGUAUUGACAGGUGCUUACUCGUGUCAAAUUGGGAUACACAAAUCAAUUUGAGAUCUUCCCUAACUUAAUACCAGGAAUCUAACAUCUUCCGAUUACAAAGGUCUAACAAAAUAUGUCAGAAAAACAAGUUAUCCUAGUUACUGGAGGCACUGGUCUUGUCGGCAAGGCGAUUGAAUAUGUGGUACAAAAUGGGGAAAAACAACCAAAUGAAGAAUGGAUAUUUGUUUCAUCUAAAGAUGCUAAUCUUAGUGAUCUAGCAUCAACAGAGGCAAUGUUUGAGAAGUAUAAACCUACACAAGUUAUACAUUUAGCAGCUAUGGUUGGAGGACUCUUUAAGAAUCUCAAAUAUAAUCUCGACUUUUUUAGAACAAACAUACAGAUAAAUGACAAUGUACUGGCUACCAGUUAUAAGUUUGGUGUGAAGAAGGUUGUGUCAUGUCUGUCAACAUGUAUAUUCCCUGAUAAAACCACAUACCCAAUUAAUGAAAAAAUGAUACACAAUGGACCACCACAUGACUCAAACUUUGGUUAUUCCUAUGCAAAGAGAAUGAUAGAUGUUUUAAACAAGGGAUACAACAAACAGAAAGGUGUAAAUUAUACAGCUGUUAUACCAACAAAUGUUUACGGACCUCAUGAUAACUUUGAGCUAGAAGAUGGUCAUGUACUACCAGGUCUUAUCAACAAAGUAUAUUGUGCAAAACGAGAUGGUACGGAUUUUGUGAUAUGGGGAACAGGGUCACCACGUAGACAGUUUAUCUAUUCUAGAGAUUUGGCUCGCCUAAUGAUUUGGGUGUUAAGGAAUUAUACUGAAAUAGAGCCAAUUAUAUUGUCAGUGAGUGAGGAAGAUGAAGUGAGUAUAAAGGAAGCAGCAGAAGCUGUCCUUAAAGCAGCAGACUUCAAGGGCAAUGUUGUAUUUGAUACAAGCAAAUCGGAUGGGCAAUUCAAGAAGACUGCAUCCAAUGAAAAACUUAGGUCUUAUCUCCCAGAUUUUAAAUUUACACCAUUUGAUAAAGCAAUCAAAGAAACUGUAGAAUGGUUUGAGACAAAUUAUGAAACAGCAAGGAAGUAGACUACAUCUGUGAUAGCUUCACUUCAGAAUUCCAUUUUUUCUGCCAUUUUCAAUUCAAGUCAUUUACUCUGGCAUUAUUUAAAGAAAGAAAUCUUGAUAGCAUUCCUGCAAGUUUAAUAUUAGUUUAUUUUUCAAGAAAAUGUGUUUUAUGUGAAAAAAAGUUCAAUGUUUUAUUGUGUGCAAUUUUUUUUUAUGAAAAUCAUCUCUACAAAUAUACCAUAACCUAAGAAAAUAUAAUACUAAAACAGUUUGAAGACAAUAUUUUAAUUGAGUUUCUAAUGAUCUGAGACUUUUCUGGACUCAAUUAUCUUAUGGUUUUACAAUGUUUUGAUUCUUUGUGAAACAUUUACCAAGCAUUAUCAGUGUUCAUCAUUGAUAAGCAUUUCUCCUGCCAUUAGUUCAAUCAUGAUAAAAUGAAAUUUGGCAUAAUUAUUGAUGCUUUUAAUAGAUUCGUUACUUCUGUUCACGUGUUUCUGUACUUCUUUAUAGAAUCUCUAAUAGCUAUUGUUAUCUAUUUAUUUUGUACAUAGGGAUUUUUUUGCAUGUUAAUCAAUACAUAAAGCCUACAUUUAUUUUUGAUAUAUAUAUUUUUUUUGAGGGGAUAUAACUUACAUUAAGUAGUGGUUUGUAUAUUUAAAUUUAAUCUAAUAUAGUGUAGGCUUCUGAUUGCUAUAACCAUGGAAAUAUAUACAGGGUGUUCCUGUUAAUUUUGAUUUAAGGGAUGUAAAAAAAACAGGUGCUAAAGAAUCAUUCAGUUUUGCUUGUUUUAAUUGUUUUAUUCUAAAAGUAAAAACAGUAUGCUGUCAAGCUAAAACCAUCUAUAUUCAAAAUGAAUUGUUACAUUCAAAUAUGGCUUAAUUUUGUUUUAUGGGCCAGUUGAUCAAAAAUUAUUAUCAAGCGCCUUUAACAGCAAAAGAUACAUAGGCAUGUGUACCUGACACUGGUAAAUUGUGAAUAUCUGAACUUUUAAUUCAUGUUAGAUUUUUAAAAUUUAGUUCAUUUAUUUUAUAAUUUAGAAAGUUAAUUUUGUAUGCUGAUAUCCAUAUGAUUUCCUUCAAGAGUUAAAAAUUGUGAAACAUAGUAAAUUAUGCCUAAACAUUGUUCAUUUGUUAAAUAUUUACUGGUUGUGCAAAUUUGUUAUUUCAUUUGAGAGUCCCAUAUAAUAUAAGUAAAAUAAGAGACUGCCUUGAGUAUCUAUGUAUAAUACAUGUAAUAUAAAGUUCUGAAAUUUCUAAUGAGUGGUGAUACAAAAACUAGAAAAAAACUUUUACAACUGUUCUGUUUUUAAGAAUGAUUAUUAAGAUUUCAGAUGUAUAAUAAAUUAAGAUUUUAGACAAUGAAAACUUUUUCCCAAUCACUUAAAUAUGUUCAGUGUAUGUUCAUUACUGUUUAUACAUGUACCUUUUCUGCAUAAUUUUAGUAACAAAUUUACCUGAUCUGUAUUAUCUUAUGUUUUGUUUACCUAGUUUGCAAUAUUUACUUUAGGUAAUAUGACAUUGAGCUCAACAUUUUUAUAGGCAGUUAAAAAAGUGACUAUAAUGUUUCAUGGAAUAUGCUUUCUAUGUAUUGUUUUAAGUCUCAAUUGCACAGCAUUUUUUUUGGUUACAUACUGUAAUUAUGGUUUGAAGUUAAUGUUUGAUUUUUAAGGAGAAUUAAAUUUACAUGAACUAAUGGUUUUUCUAAGAUAUUGAAUCUCUUGACACAUCCAGUGUUUUAACAUGUCUAGUCUUGCAGUUAUCUCAAGAAUGGUACAAGUUAAAAUAAAGAGGCUCGCAAGAAAGGUACAGUGAUCAGAUGUAACAGGUGCUUGUAAUCUCAAGAAAUGGUGUAUACAUCUGAUAAUAUAUGCUUGCAGGACAUGCUGCAGGGAUUUAUUUUAUCCACUGUAACAUAUGCUCAAGUCUGAGGGACUUCCACAUAAAAAAACUUGUUUAUACAUGUAUUAAAGACUUGUAAAAGGCAUGUUACAGUGUUACAUUUAGUUACAUGUAUGUUAUAUUUCAAUCAAAUUUGUGGUGCUUUACUAGUAAAUGGCAAUCUGUCUUUUCUAAAAACUUAAAAUGCUCAACAGAUUGAAGUUGUAAUUUUUUUCAAGACAAUCAUGUAUAUCCAGUACAUUUUUGUAUCUACUUAGAAAGCUGCAGUUGUAAUGUUAUUCAGGGACAUUGUUAUGGAAAAGUAAAUUGUUUUGUUUUUGAUACUGUAAGGUUUUAAGUGAUAUUAUGCUGAAAGAGCACUUGGAUGCCCAUCUUUUAAUUUGCUAUGCUAACUUUUCUUACCAAUCAUCAUGAACAUUUUAGUUGCUUUAAGUCAAUCAUGUUCAUUUCUUAGCAUUGUCAUUGACAGUAUUUGAUCAUACUGAAAAAAACGUUUUAUGAUUAAUAUUUAAUCAAUUUUAUCUUAGUAAACACCUAAAGAGUGACACUAAAUUGUCUAAGCUUCCAAUUAAAAGUAAGGUCUGUCUACAUCUAUGUUGUCUGACUAACUGUAUUAUGUUGAUUCCUCUAUUUAUAAAAUUUCCUUAAAACCAGUAAUAGACAGUCAGGCUUUUUUUUUUCACAGGUAGAGGAUGGAGUCCUUCACUUAAAUUUGGAGAAAAAUAGCAUAAUGUUUUAUUUUGCAAAUGGGGAAGAGGAAACUAUGUAAAUUGAAUUUUAGAGCAAAAUCAGAUUUUUAAGAAAGUUUCUUGGUGGGAAGCUGCUUAUAAAUGGUCCCUGCUGUAGAAGGAAGAAAGGCUCUGGACAGUUUCAGAUUGAGCAAGGCAAUGGUUAUGAAGCAGUUACAUUGUUUUGAAUAACAUAGAAUUUAAUGGUAUCUGUUGCAUGUUGAUAAAAUUUAUUCAUUUCGGACAAGACAUAUUGAUAAAAUGUAUUCAUCUCGGACAAGUUACUCAUGAAAAAGGAAUAAGACUAUUGUAUUAAUCAUAAAUGGAGGGUAUAUUUAAAACAUUGCAUUAUUUCAUAUCUGAGUCAUUUACAGUUAUUGUAUUUAUUAUUUUAUGUACUCUGAUGGGUUUGAAUGAAAAUUCGAAUAAAAUUUGGGUAAUUCA
Ruditapes philippinarum (Manila clam) is the source of this 4175-nucleotide messenger RNA. RefSeq names its product GDP-L-fucose synthase-like. Gene Ontology annotation, biological process: nucleotide-sugar biosynthetic process. The coding region runs from base 170 to 1126 and encodes 318 amino acids. Gene Ontology annotation, molecular function: GDP-L-fucose synthase activity. The transcript has 9 exons. NCBI's taxonomy places the organism in Eukaryota, Metazoa, Mollusca, Bivalvia, Venerida, Veneridae. The record is from RefSeq and is a predicted model, not a curated record.